Messenger RNA from Microthlaspi erraticum, 357 nucleotides. Lineage: Eukaryota; Viridiplantae; Streptophyta; Magnoliopsida; Brassicales; Brassicaceae. The record is from the annotation of a GenBank genome assembly.
AUGGCCACGUCAUCAGCUUCCUUGCUUCCGUCUGUUAUCGUCUUGUUCCCCAAAACCUCAAUGAGCUUCAGAAUACGAGAGAGUGAUCGAAGCAAGCAAAGGAUCAUCAUCCAUUUCCAACAAUUUGAAUCUUUCACUUUCCCUUCGAAUUUCAUUUCAUUCUUUUCGAUUCCCCAGAUUACUCCACCACAGCUCUCAGUCUCUAAUUCUUCAAACGCUUCCUCCAUAUCAAACUCAUACCUCUCGUUCCCGAGAUUGUCACGAUCGUCUUGCAAAGCUCUGCUUAUCCAGAUUCGAUUGCCUCCGUCUCUAUUCCGUUCGAUUUCUUCCGUCCAGAUCCUUGCAAUAGGCUGCUGA